AAAGGCAGCCGCGGCACCUCGCACCGGCCGACGGACACUUCGCCGCGACGCGCCACCAACAUGCUCACCCGGGUCAAGUCCGCAGUGGCUGGGUUCAUGGGCGGUAUCAUGUCCGGGGGCAACUCCGGCGGAGUGGGCAACACUGGUUCCGAGCUGCCACUGAAAUUCCCAUAUAUGAGACCCGAGUUCCUUGGACUGUCCCUGGAUGAGAUCGAGUGCUCCGCGGACCACAUAGCUCGGCCCAUCCUCAUCCUGAAGGAAACAAGGAGAUUACCGUGGGCCACCGGAUACGCUGAGGUGAUUAAUGCUGGUAAGAGUGCGCUGAAUGAGGACCAGGCCUGCUGCGAGGUGGUUGUAGCGAGAAGGAGGCCAAUGAGCUACUGCCCUCCCUCCACGCCCAGCAAGACCCCCACGGCCAAGAGACGCAACUCCCUUCCCAAUGGAGAGGGACUGGGGCUCCGUAUUGACCACAGCAAGCUGGGAGAGGACAGUGAAGGACUGGUGUUCCACUACUGGGCCUUGUUCGAUGGCCACGCUGGCUCAGGUGCAGCAGUUGUCGCCUCCCGCCUACUGCAGCACCACAUCGCCUGCCAGCUCCAGGCCGUCAUCGAGAUCCUACGCAACGUUGCUUCUUUGCCACCGACCGUCCUGGGUGAGGAGCCCGACAACAACCCUUACCUCCAAGGAAACACCCCAGGCCCUCACCGAGCCCUGACCCGGGCCGCUUCUCUGCGCGGGGCCUCAGGUGCACCAGGUUCCCCGAGCAACACCCCGCCUCCACCACGCUUCUUUACUGAGAAGAAGAUCCAGCAUGAGAGCCUGGUGAUAGGGGCCAUAGAGAACGCCUUCAAAGAGAUGGAUGCCCAAAUUGAGAAGGAGAAGCAAGUCUAUAACAUCACAGGAGGGUGUACAGCUCUCACUGUGGUUUACCUGCUAGGAAAACUAUACGUUGGGAAUGCAGGUGACAGCAGGGCUAUCAUUAUUAGAAACAAUGACAUCAUUCCCAUGUCGACAGAGUUCACACCAGAAUCAGAACGACAGCGACUCCAGUUCCUGGGUUUCAUGCAGCCUCACCUGUUAGGAAAUGAGUUCACGCACCUGGAAUUUCCCCGGCGAGUUCAGAGGAAGGAGGUGGGCAAGAGGAUGCUCUACAGAGAUUUCACCAUGAAUGGAUGGGCAUACAAGACCAUCAACGAUGAAGAUCUCAAGUUUCCACUGAUAUAUGGGGAAGGGAAAAAGGCACGAGUGUUGGCCACCAUCGGGGUGACCCGUGGGCUUGGUGACCAUGACCUUAAAGUUCACGACUCCAACAUCUACAUCAAACCGUUCCUUUCCUGUUGCCCUGAGGUUAAGGUAUAUAACCUGCAGCAGUAUGAGCAUGGGGCUGAUGAUGUUCUGGUAAUGGGAACCGACGGUCUCUGGGACGUUCUCUCCAACCAGGAAGUAGCCGAAGCCGUCACCACAUUCCUGGCCAACUGUGACCCCGAUGACUUACACAGGUAUACAAUGGCAGCACAAGACCUGGUGAUGCGAGCACGUGGCGUGCUGAGGGACAGAGGCUGGAGGAUCACCAAUGAGCGUCUGGGAUCCGGAGAUGACAUCUCGGCCUUUAUCAUACCGCUGAUGUAUGGCAACCGUCAGCCCUGAAGAGCCCCACAGAGAUGUUGCAGUUCAAGGACCUGGAGGGCGUGUAGGCUCUUAAACCAACAGGAUUGAUUUGAACUGAGAAUCCCCCUUCAGUUUCCUCAUGAUCAGUGCCGUUUGCACAUUUGUUUUCUUCCUUAGACCAAGGAUAUACCACUAUGUUUGGAUAUUUGGAGUUGUUGGUGUUUUGUAUCUCCAAAGGAGUCCAGAAUUUGUCGGUCACCCAAGUUGGCUGCUUGGGGGAACAGUACAGUCAGCUCUGCUUUGUUCGUUUAUUUUUUAAAGCCUCAAAAGUCUGAAAAACAUGAAAAUGUAGACACAUUGUUAUUUGAUUAGUUUGUGUCAUGAAUCAAAAUUGACAGAAAUAAUUUGGCCUGUUUAAACUGAACUUCUGCAGAGAUGUGAAAGCUGAAAUAGAUGAGUGCUCUUACAAAGUGGAGAAAAUACCUCUUUCGUACCUCUCUUGCGGUGCUGUACAUGGCCCAUCUUCUUCACUCUUUUAGUCCUCCCCUCUUCUCCUAUAAUGUACAGUCAACUUGUUUAUAAAAAAAAACAAAAAAAAACUAAUUCGUCUUGUGACCAUGGACCGAGCGGACUGGUCACCUGCGUUUUCUGUUUCGCCACAGUGUGGCUUUGAAGGAUUCACUUGCUGAAGAACUGCUUCCAGAUGCUUUUCAGAUCACAGACUGAUUGCAGCGAUGAGAUUUUGGCUCGAUCCCACGUUGCUGUUCCCAUUCUGAGCAUCUUGUUGUCAUUUCGAAGGCUUUCAGUUGGUAACAGCCCUGGAAAUCUUUUGUCACAUGGAAAUUUGGGAGAGGGUUUCACUGUUUCACGUGCAUUCAGUUAUGUUUUUAAGAAUGUGAAUGAAGAAAAGAGACAAGGACCUGAAGUUGACCAUCUCACAGUAGCAAGGCAAAUGAGCAAUCAGUUUUACUGUAGAGUGAAAGCUCUUCAGCCUGUAUGAAUCAACAGCGGGUACAUCGUUUGAUCUGGUUUAUUAUGAACAAAGUUUAAUAUGAAAAUUGGCAUUAUUUAACAUCUGCAUAGAAAAAGAUGUUCAGUUACAAGUCAUUAAGUCAUUUAAUCUGAUAUGGAGUCUUCACAUUUAAAAAUCAAUCUGUUGUUUAUUCAAUUACUUUGUGUUUAGUUGCAGUUAGUUGGUAAUUAGUCUCGCAUUGCCAGACCUUCCUCCACAGCGCUGCAAAGGAGGGUCUGGCGAGUCCAUACAGCAUACCCGGGAUGGGAGAAAAAUGUGCUCUGGUUAAUUGGUAUUUCUUUAAACCAAUCAAAAUUGUCUUGAGUGGUGCUAAGUGCCGUACGGAGCAACGGCACCUCUGCAAAAUAGCCUUGGGAAGGAACUUGUUUUGGUGGAACAUGUGUACGUUCAAAGGUUGUUUUAGUCGUGCAACAGAAAACUCAGAUUGGACAGAUAGUCUAGCUAGCUGUCUGGAUUUACCCUGCAGAGAUCUGAGGAGCAGUUAACCAUAGUCCUCAUAAAUCCACCGGAGUUUAAAAUGCCAACACAAAGAAAGCCCAACGCAACGGACAUCCGGCCUAAAUGAGUAAAAUCUGGCUGACUUUCCGUCGGCAAUGGAGCAAUCCCGGAAGUGGAACGUCGUGGAUCUAGACUAGUUGGUGAUUAACAUUCAUGGUUAUGAUGUUUUAACUUGGCUGGAUGUUUCACGAACGCAAAACGUUCAUGCUUCAACAUUUAGGGAAAUAUACCUAUUUAUGAUGAGAACAUCGAUACCACUCUCAUUUCUGUGCGUUAGGAGACCCUUAGCUUAUCUAAAGACUGGUAGCAGGGGGAAAUAGCUAGCUAGGGGUUGUUUGCUGGAAAUACACCACACAUGUUCGCAUGUGAGCUUUCCAGGUGCUGGUAGGCGCCUUUGCACAGAGCCAGGCUAACGUUUCCCGCUGCUUCCUGUAUUUAAGGCUGUAGCUAACUUCUUAUUUAGUGUAAAAAAAAAAAAAAAGUGAGGCUGGUAUCAAUGUUCUUAACUAACUCUCAGCAAGAAAGGGAAUAUGCUUGUUUCCCAAAAUGUCAACCAAUUCUUUUUUUUAAGUCAAUAUUUUGUACGCUGUACACUGUGUGGAUAUUUAGUUUUUCAAGAAAUCUCUUUCACACUUCGCUAAAUGCCUCAGUUUUAACAAAAAAAGAAGUGACAACUUCUAAACAUUAGAUUAUGACUUCUGCUCGCACUUUAAACCACAUCAUUUAACCAAGAAGCUAUGAUAUAUGAAAUGAUGAAGAUGCAAAUAGUCCCUGUAGCAGGGAGGAUUGAAUUCAAUGUAUAAUUCUAAUUUUAAAAAGAAAAUCAUGAUAUACAAUCAAAGUCAAUCAGAGCAAAAGUUUGACACAGAAAGAAACUGAAAGUUUUCUUUUGCUUUAACUUGUUUUGCAUGUUUCAUAAGCUUUAGAUACAUUUGUCUUUUGAGGGACAAGUUUGGGAGUAACAAUACUGAGUUUGGAUGUAGUAAUUUACUGUGUCAGUGCAUGCAGUGGCAUAUUGUAGGCCUGGGAAUAUGAGCAACGGUGCAAUGGUUUACACUGCUGUUUUGUAUAUUGAUUGAAUUUGUAUUUCUGUAAUGUAUCAAAGUGGUUAGUUAGUUUGUGAAUGUGCACAGACCAUGCAUUAUUUAUGAGGUUGUUGUUCCUUUAGAAUUGUUAGCAUCCUGAACAGUACAAGGGUAUGAUUCAUUGUGAAGGAAGGGAAUGAAAUGCUAAUGCUAAGACACACAACCACAUUUUUUUUGCACUUGGACUUGAGAGAGAAAAGCGAUCAUAGAGUUCUGCUUUUUUUUUCUUCCCUACAUUAUUAUUCUGCAUUCAUAGAGGCUACAAUCCUCAGCCAGCCACACUAGGUUGAGAUGCAGGGGAUACGACGUAAUCUUGGGGAAGUAGAAACUUAAGACUUCAGAGAAUCAAUAAAAAAAAGGUCCUCAUUUUUUUAAAGUUUGAUUCCAGACUGAGAAAACAAAUUAUUGACUGCAUACAAUUAAAACCAACUGCAACAAUUUUAAGUCCUUGAUGACAAAAUAAACAGUGAUAGUUUAGUUUUAUGAUUUUUCUUUUACUCAAUAGUGGACAUGUAGAGUUUUGGAGUUGUGCUGGUUUACUUUAGGCCAGACUGUAAAGUGAGAAUAAGUCCCUUAUUUCAUAAGGCAAUUUUGACUGAACCCAAAGAAAUUAAUUUGGAAGUUGUGCAGUGCCAGGAGGAGGAAGUCAUUUUUAACAGAAUAGUUUUAGAUUUUGAGACACACACUACCUUAUUUUCUGGCAAAGCACAUUUCCUGAAAUGUCCAACUUUUGUUUUACGUCACAUGAUAUGUGCCAUUGUGUAGCAUGGGCUAUUUAUCAUCUUAGCUUUGAAUUUUUUUUGCAGUUGACAAUUAUUGACAUUCCUCCAAGCAGCAGUCAUUUACAUUUGCAUGAAGUUCAUAUAGUGCACUUUUCCUCCUGUACAUUCCAUGAAAAAAGUAUUUAACUUAAAAUGUCUGUACUGUAAUAUAAUCAUUUGCUGUGCAUCUGUAAUUCCAUCAUAUAAGCUAUUUGACAGUUACCAAGUUUUUUUAUUGUAAUUUAACAAAUAUCUAGUUUUCUUUGUUGAGUCAAAUCUGUCUGCCGCAACCUAAGCAUUGUCUUAGCAUGCGUCCCAGUUCAACAGAGCGGUUUCAAACAUCCAGACUUAAUCCGACAUAGAGUGAAUGUUUUGAACUGUAAACAUGUUAAGACAACUUCUGAAUGGGGGGCAUCAGAAUAUGUGUUGAAUGUUCAUCCUUAUUCCCGUCAUUAAGCCUUUUUCUCUUAUAUGAAUGUCAAAGAAUGAAUAUAUGAUUUAUUUUUGUCAUCCUACUGUACCACCCAACUGCUGCACAUCAACUCAGGUUCAAUUAUCAUGCGUAGUUAAAGUGGACAAGCUGUUAAAAGUGAUUUUCUUAAGGUGGGGAGUCCUCCAGGGUGGUUGAUUAGUUCCACUACAUUUGUAAAUACAUGGGAGAGGAAGCUCUUGAAAGUUUACUUUGUCCCUUCAGUCCGACUGUAGGUUUCCCUUUUUGAAGUUGCUGUAUUGUAAAAGUAGUCAAUGCUGUUGUUUUUUCUACCGUUAGACUAUAAGGUUCGUAAUGGGAAAAUGAGAAGAGCAGCUGGGAGUUUUUUUUCUGUAGCAGAGGAAGAUUGAAGUCCAGUGGGGAACCAUUUUUAAGUGACCAUUGUGCUACCCUCAACUUCUCCAUUUGUGAAUGUGAAAUGUACAUUUUGUAUAACAAAAAUAUAACUUAUAAAGUCAAAAAGAAAUAUUUUUAAUGUUUCCUUGUGCAACUCUGACUUUGGAGGGGAAAAACGCAAUGUUUACCUUCAGUGUUUCUUUUCCAGAACUGAAAACAAAAAAUAAAUAAAUGUUAAAGUA
Messenger RNA from Sander lucioperca (pikeperch), 6053 nucleotides. RefSeq names its product protein phosphatase 1H-like. The record is from RefSeq and is a predicted model, not a curated record. The transcript has 10 exons. NCBI's taxonomy places the organism in Eukaryota, Metazoa, Chordata, Actinopteri, Perciformes, Percidae. Gene Ontology annotation, biological process: protein dephosphorylation. Gene Ontology annotation, molecular function: protein serine/threonine phosphatase activity. Bases 61 to 1647 code for a protein of 528 amino acids.